AUGCCGACAUUCGCACGUUCAUUCGACAUUACGAGGUUGACGUUGAUGUUGACGUCCAAGGCAUCGUGCGCAAGACGGGCUCAAACCCCUCUUGUGCGGUUCGCUUGUUCCCUAAGCGCCUCUAUCGAUCCCGAUCGGCCCUUUUGGCUUUCCGCGGAAGAGUCGAAGUCUCUCAACCAGCUCCCGGCGGUCCGCGAACGACAGAAGACCGUCAACGAGCGGAAGCGAAAAUGGGUGGAUCGAAAGACGAAGCUGGAUCGCAUUACCCAGGCCUGUCAAGCUUCGUUUGGUUACCUUAACGCCAGCGCUCUCACUGGUCGUCACCGUCAGCUCCAAGAGAAGCUGAAACACCUCCAGGAUCGGACCCUGGAAGCCAAGCGGAAGUAUAACGCAUCUAUUCGUGAACUACGCAACGAGAAGCAACGACAACGGAAUCGACGCAUCCGAGAGAACCUGGAACGGUACAAGAACGAGCAGCCGGUGAUCGACCUGGAACAGCAGCUGGCUGGGAAGUUGGUAGAUGCGAAAGUGAUGGGCGCUCUCGAGCGGAAGGGGUUCAUGCCCCCACAGCAGAUGCUGAUGAUUGACGCGAUCCUCUCACUGCCGGGGACAACUCUGGAGGCGGAGUAUGAGCGCCGGAUCGAAGCGAUCAAUGUUCGAGGAUGUUCAAUAUUCCCCGGGUAUUGA
Molecule: messenger RNA, 687 nt
Organism: Aspergillus melleus
Lineage: Eukaryota; Fungi; Ascomycota; Eurotiomycetes; Eurotiales; Aspergillaceae
Exons: 1
Coding region: 1-687 (228 amino acids)
Source: RefSeq, a predicted model, not a curated record